AUGAUGACGAAUGGAGAUUUACAUAGACCCAUUGUGUUACGUUGGAAAGCUCUGGAAUACAAUGAUACCACUUUGGAAGGAUACUUCAAAACCAUGAAGGCAAGAAAUUUUGAAGAGUUUAAGCAAGCACUUUCCCUUAUUACGUCUGUUUCUUGCAAUUAUGUCUAUGCUGACGCAAAUAAUAUUGGUAUGUUUCCGGCUGCAAUUUAUGGAGCCACUCCAAUCCGCCGAGAGGGACAUACUGGCGAGUUUCCAGUGCCUGGUGAUGUAUCCACGUGGGACUAUGACGGAUAUGUGCCCCUAGAUAAGGUUCCCUAUACUUUCAAUCCUUCGAAAGGUUAUGUCGUCACAGCAAACAAUAGAUUAGCCCCCUCCGGCUAUCCUUAUCAGGUCACAAGUGACAAUGCCUUUGAGUUUAGAGCAAAACGAAUUACUGACAUGCUUGCAAGUUUAGUUCGAAACUCCACCGUGCAAAAAAUUGGAUACGAACAUAUGAUGGCUAUUCAAUUAGAUGGAAAAUCAAUGGCUUAUGAAUCCCUGAAGUUUGCUUUUGUGAAAAUGCUAGAAAUGUUGAAUUCUAAAAACGAAGACAAAACUAGUAAUUUAUACAAGUGGACUGAAAAGAUGACCGUAUGGAAUGGUUUCACAUCCUAUGGAUCGCAAGAGUCAUCAAUUUUCCAUUUGUUUUUGGCACAGGCUUCAUUACUUCCAUUCCCAGAAACAAAAGCAAGCUUGCUUAGAGCAGAUUAUUUGAGACAAAUCAUGCUGGACAACACAGACCUAGCAUGUAGCUCCAGUGAAUAUUCUUCAUGUAUUGAAUAUGGUAUCUAUGCAAUGAAGAAAGUUCUCGAGUUUUGUCAAAGCAAGUUUGGAGGAAUUCCAAAGUGGCAUCAAGAUAUUCACUAUGUGUCGCUAGAGCAUCAACUUCUUACCAAGACACCUGUACAAUGUUUUGUGAACCGUCAAAUAAGACCUAAGAUUGGAGGAGGUUGGCAAGUUCCUAAUUCUCAAACGGUCAGAUUUGAUUUAAAGACUCCAACUGAUAGCAACCCAACCUUGACAUCUUUUGAAGAUUUAAGAACUACCCACAGUGUCUCAUACAGACAAGUUAUUACUUUUGGAAAUGACUAUUUCAUCAUUCCAUUAGGUAAUUCUGGAAAUCCAUUAGAUCAAGCCUAUGACCAUUUGGGUGACAUGUGGGGUAGUGGUGAGUAUCUGCCCAUGCUCACUUCAGGUUAUGUCACUAAAUUUAACAUGACCAUGUAUCCUUAA
Naegleria lovaniensis is the source of this 1272-nucleotide messenger RNA. RefSeq lists its product as uncharacterized. Bases 1 to 1272 code for a protein of 423 amino acids. The record is from RefSeq and is a predicted model, not a curated record. Gene Ontology annotation, molecular function: hydrolase activity. Lineage: Eukaryota; Heterolobosea; Eutetramitea; Acrasida; Naegleriidae. The transcript has a single exon. Gene Ontology annotation, biological process: antibiotic biosynthetic process.